GACUACAUUGGCCUUUAUAAAGCACAUCAAGCAAAGGGAUUUAUUAUUGUCUUAUUGUCGAGUUUGUGCGGAGUUUUUUUUUUGUUUUGUUUUGUUUUGUUUUGUUUUCGCGAAGCGACAUGGAGUACCGCAGCUCCUCAAAGCCGCAGCUUUCCUCACGCGCUAACGCCUUCUCCAUCGCGGCGCUAAUGUCCAGCGGCAAGCCGAGCAAGGACAAGGACGGCGCGGACAGCACCAUCAAGCCACUCGAGCAGUUCGUGGAGAAGUCGUCGUGCAGUCAGCCGCCCCUCUCGGACCUCUCCUCUUCAUCAUCAUCGUCAUCGUCGUCCUCCUCGUCGUCUUCGUCUUUGGACGCUCUGCAGCCGCUGGCCGGAGAGCUGGUCGGGAGCGCGCCGCUGUCGGCCGCGGGGGCGUGCACGGAGCCCCUCAUCCCCACCAGCCCGCCGACGCCGUGCAGCGAGGAGAUGGCCAACAUCUCGUGCAGCCUCGAGACCAAAGAACUCUGGGACAAGUUCCACGAGCUCGGCACUGAGAUGAUCAUCACCAAGUCGGGAAGGCGGAUGUUCCCGACCAUCCGUGUGUCAUUUUCGGGUGUGGAGCAAGAGUGCAAGUACAUCGUAUUGAUGGACAUCGUCCCGGUGGACAACAAGCGCUACAGAUACGCUUACCACAGAUCCUCGUGGCUGGUGGCCGGCAAGGCCGAUCCUCCUCUACCUGCCAGGUUGUACGUCCAUCCCGAUUCUCCGUUCAGCGGUGAGCAACUGAUGAAGCAAAUGGUUUCUUUCGAGAAGGUCAAACUGACCAACAACGAGCUCGACCAGCACGGACACAUCAUCCUGAACUCCAUGCACAAGUACCAGCCUCGGGUUCACAUUAUCAAGAAGAAGGAGCACACGGCCUCACUGCUCAACUUCAAGUCGGAGGAGUUCCGCACCUUCGUCUUUGUAGAAACCGUCUUCACCGCAGUCACCGCGUACCAGAACCAGUUGAUCACCAAGCUGAAGAUCGACAGUAACCCCUUCGCCAAAGGAUUUCGGGAUUCAUCGCGGCUGACGGACAUGGAGAGGGAAAGUGUGGAGAAUCUGAUCCACAAGCACUCGUACGCCCGCUCACCCAUCAGAACAUACGCCGGAGACGACGACCACAUGCCCGACGACGGGCACCCGCCACACGCCAGAGGCUCAGCGUUCACGGCCUCGGACAACCUGUCGCUGAGCUCGUGGGUGAGCGGCGGCGCGUCUGCGGGCUUCUCGGGCUUUCAGCCCCCUCCGUCGUUAUCCGCCAUGGGGGCGGGCGGAGCCGGCUCCCUGCCGCACCCCAUCCAAGGCUCGCUGCCCCCCUACGGCCGUCUGGGUGUGCCGCUGACUCCCGGCGCCCUGCAGGCCGGCGGCCCGUCCUUCCCGUCAUUCCACAUGCCGCGCUACCACCACUACUUCCAGCAAGGGCCCUACGCCGCCAUCCAGGGCCUGCGCCACUCCUCCGCCGUCAUGACGCCCUUCGUAUGACUCCUCCCCUUCCCAAAUCUCGGACCACCUCACUCUCAUCUUGUGUAAAUAGAUCACCCGGAAACGAGAACGAAAGGAUGAAAGAGACGCCAAGAAAGUCCACGAAAGGAAAAUCCUGGCGCCAAAGGACCAGAAAGCGGAGUCACCCAUGUUGUCAA
Molecule: messenger RNA, 1663 nt
Organism: Hippocampus comes (tiger tail seahorse)
Lineage: Eukaryota; Metazoa; Chordata; Actinopteri; Syngnathiformes; Syngnathidae
Gene: tbx20
Product: T-box transcription factor 20
Exons: 8
Coding region: 120-1505 (461 amino acids)
Biological process (GO): positive regulation of DNA-templated transcription; regulation of transcription by RNA polymerase II; cell fate specification
Cellular component (GO): nucleus; chromatin
Molecular function (GO): DNA-binding transcription factor activity, RNA polymerase II-specific; RNA polymerase II cis-regulatory region sequence-specific DNA binding
Source: RefSeq, a predicted model, not a curated record